Messenger RNA from Tachyglossus aculeatus (Australian echidna), 1586 nucleotides. RefSeq names its product beta-ureidopropionase 1 (gene UPB1). Gene Ontology annotation, molecular function: beta-ureidopropionase activity. The record is from RefSeq and is a predicted model, not a curated record. Lineage: Eukaryota; Metazoa; Chordata; Mammalia; Monotremata; Tachyglossidae. Bases 68 to 1222 code for a protein of 384 amino acids. The transcript has 10 exons.
CGCGGGCGGGCGGUCCGUUGGACGGACGGGGCGGACAGCCCGGGGCUCCCCCCGGACCCCAGCGGCCAUGGCGGGGCAGGAGUUCGCGUCGCUGGAGCGGUGCUUGGACCGCCACCUGCCCGCCGAGGAGCUAAGGGAGGUGAAACGGAUCCUCUUCGGGAAGGAAACCAGACAACUUGAGCUGCCUAGCGGUGCUUUAGAAGCUGCCUCUGAACUAGAUUUUGAACUGCAGGGCUAUGCAUUUCAAGCAGCUGCUGAACAGUUAAGGCAACCGCGGAUCGUUCGAGUGGGCCUGAUUCAGAACAAAAUUCCGCUUCCCACCGACUCGCCAGUGACAGAGCAGGUGGCUGCCCUGCAUAGACGCAUUGAGGAGAUUGUGGAAGUAGCUGCGAGGUGUGGAGUUAAUGUGGUUUGCCUUCAGGAAGCUUGGACUAUGCCCUUUGCUUUCUGCACAAGAGAGAAGCUCCCUUGGACUGAAUUUGCUGAGCCGGCAGAAGAUGGCCCAACCACCAGGUUCUGCCAGAAGCUGGCAAAGAAACACAACAUGGUGGUGGUGUCGCCAAUCCUGGAACGAGAUGAUGUGCAAGGAGGGAUUCUAUGGAAUACUGCUGUGGUGAUUUCAAAUUCUGGAGUGGUUCUGGGAAAAACGAGGAAAAAUCAUAUUCCCAGAGUUGGAGAUUUCAACGAGUCAUCGUAUUACAUGGAGGGAAACCUGGGGCACCCGGUGUUCCAGACUCAGUUUGGAAAAAUCGCUGUGAACAUUUGCUAUGGACGCCAUCACCCCCUCAACUGGUUCAUGUAUAGUGUAAAUGGAGCAGAGAUCAUCUUCAACCCCUCUGCCACCAUUGGAGAGCUCAGUGAGUCACUGUGGCCCAUUGAAGCAAGAAAUGCAGCCAUCGCCAAUCAUUGCUUUACAUGUGCAAUCAAUCGAGUGGGAACCGAAUACUUCCCUCACGAAUUCACAUCCGGCGAUGGAGGGAAAGCUCAUCACGAUCUGGGCUACUUUUACGGCUCCAGUUACGUGGCCGCUCCCGACAGCAGCCGGACCCCGGGACUGUCCCGCAAUCGCGACGGACUGCUCGUUGCUGAGCUGGACCUCAACCUUUGCAGGCAGGUUGGUGACAUUUGGAAUUUUAAGAUGACUGGUAGAUAUGAAAUGUACGCAAAGGAACUGACCAAGGCUGUUCAACCCAACUUUAAACCCAACAUCAUCAGAGAAUAACUGCAUCUGAGCCAGUGUUAAGCCAGGGACCAAGAAAUGAUAGGUUAUAACAAUUAUAGAGGCCUUUCCUCAUUUUAAUGUUUAUCAAAUUAAAUGUCCCGACCUAGCCCGGGCUCUUCACUACUGUCCUCUGAAAUUUCACUUAUUUACUGUGAAAUUCGUCUCUACUUUCAACCUUAUAUAUUGUCUAUACCCUAAUCAGCCAAUUUUAAGAAUGCAGACAUACCAGAUUAAAUCAGUGCUAGAUUAAAAGACAAGGCAACUCAAUUCUGCCUAAUCAGGGUAUCUAACUUGUGUGACACUAACUUGGAAUGUGAGGCAAGUUUGUUUUUCACCUCCAAUUUAUUAAAUUUCAAAAGCUUGA